Molecule: messenger RNA, 1881 nt
Organism: Calliphora vicina (urban bluebottle blowfly)
Lineage: Eukaryota; Metazoa; Arthropoda; Insecta; Diptera; Calliphoridae
Gene: pll
Product: serine/threonine-protein kinase pelle
Exons: 4
Coding region: 207-1736 (509 amino acids)
Biological process (GO): protein phosphorylation; signal transduction
Cellular component (GO): plasma membrane
Molecular function (GO): protein kinase activity; ATP binding; protein binding
Source: RefSeq, a predicted model, not a curated record
CUUUUAGCUUGUAAUUUUAAAAUUCUUACAAAGAAAACAAUCUUGAAAAACAAACAUUGUUGUCGCCGCAUCAUAAUAAAUUAAACAAAAAACGUUAAAUUUGCAUAUUAAUUGCAAUUUAUUUUAUAUGUAUUCGAUGCAAUAGAUGAGUCAGUUGAAUUCCAAUUAAAAACAAUUGUAAACAUUCCACCUCCUUUAUCAACAAGAUGUCUAGUAAUCCGGUAUCAACCGGGAUAACUGGUUACGGAAAAUCCCCCAACAUUACGUACAUUACCGAAUUGCCGCCUUCAAAGAGAAGAGAAUUGUGCGAACAUUGUGAUCAAAUUGAUGUUUGGAUGCAAAUGGCUACAAAGAUGGGAUUUAGCGAAAAUGACAUAGAGACCAUUAAAAGACGAAUUCGCAUACCAGGCACUUCACCCACGGGUGAACUGUUAAAAAUUUGGGGUGGCCAGUACAAUCAUAAAAUUGUUGAAUUAUUUGGUGUUUUUCACAAAUUAAAAAUAUUCAAUGGCAUGCGUAUAAUUAAGGAUUAUGUACCGCCCGAAUAUAAAUUAUUGAUACCCAUAAGUAUACCACGCAUUAGUAAAAUGCUACAAACAAAUCCCUCAAGUAAUGAAAAUUCAGUAAAAAUUCGUAAUGGUCCAACGCCAACCUCGUCUGGCGUGGAAACAACUAACAUGCCCACAAUGGUAACGACAGAUGAUAAUAACACCUCAUCGAGUUCCAACAACAAUUAUGAUCGCAGUCGAUCCGCUCUACAUCCAUCGCGACAGCUAACAAAUUCGUCAAUGCCCAACAUACAAGAUAUUACCAGCAUAAUGCCCGAAAUCGAUUAUCAGGAACUUACUGAAGCCACCAGUAACUGGGAUCAAAAACUCGUUUUGGGCAAAGGUGGUUUUGGUACCGUAUUUCGUGGCUAUUGGAAACACACAGAUGUAGCCAUAAAACAAAUCGAUUAUCGUGGUGCCGGCGGUCGUGAAGGUGCUAAGGUGCAGUUGCAACAAAGUUUAAAUGAAUUGAAACAUUUGCAUAAAUAUCGCCAUGACAAUAUCCUGCCAUUGUAUGGUUAUUGUAUAAAAGGAGAUAAGCCUUGUUUGGUGUAUCAGCUGAUGAAGGGUGGUUCGCUGGAGCAGAGAUUAAAUACGAAUAAGUUUCAACCUUUGACGUGGCAGCAAAGAAUUGAUAUUUGUAUGGGUACAGCACGUGGCAUUUACUACUUACACUCUUUGCGAUUGGACAAACCUCUAAUUCAUGGCGAUAUAAAACCGGGCAAUGUUUUACUCGAUCAAUGUUUGCAGCCAAAAAUCGGAGAUUUCGGAUUAGCCAUGGAGGGACCCAAUGCCAUUAAUAGAGCCGUUCAGGUGUCUCAAGUUUUCGGUACCAGAGCAUAUUUGCCACCAGAGUUCUUGAAUUCAAAACGUCUCAGUACACAAGUGGAUACAUUCAGUUUCGGUGUAGUGCUUUUGGAGACAUUCACCGGUCUGCGUGCCAUCGAUAAAAAGCGAAACUUUCUCACCAAGACCAUAAUAAAUCUACUGGAAACUCAUAACUAUAAAUUUGCAGAAUUAAUUGACAAACGUAUGCAGCUGACACAGCCGGCUGAGGAAAUGGUAUGUAUACGCAGCAUUGAGUUGGGUUUACAGUGUAUAAACGAGUGUCCCGAACAACGGCCGGAAAUGGAGAUGGUUUUGAAAAUUAUUAACAGUUACUAUAACGGCAACAGUUUUAUGCAAUAAUUGCACAGUAGAGAUUUUUAUUAUUUAAAAAUGGUUUUUGUUUAUAAGCAUUCCAAAAUGUAUUUGUUUCAUUUUUAUUAUUAUUAUUGACUAUUUUUUUUUAUAUUUUUAAUAAAACGCAAAAACAUGUAAAUAUAACAUAUAA